Molecule: messenger RNA, 4779 nt
Organism: Perca flavescens (yellow perch)
Lineage: Eukaryota; Metazoa; Chordata; Actinopteri; Perciformes; Percidae
Exons: 15
Coding region: 713-4522 (1269 amino acids)
Source: RefSeq, a predicted model, not a curated record
UGAAACAAAGUGAACUUUCUGUGUAAAAGUAUUUUUCACACUUCUUCUUAUAAACUCAUAGUUUCAUGUAAGUAAUCACAGUUGUCCUUUUUCAUUUCAUUACAAGAGCUUUGUGUCUUUUUGAAAAUAAAUUUUUAAAUGAAGAAAAACAUUGAUGUUGCUCCUCCAGCCUUUUUUUCUCUGCCAUUAUUUUGAAAUUGUUCAUGCUCGCUCAUUUUAAAAAUAUAUAAUUUCAUUAUGUUAUGUUCCUAUGUUCACCUCCCUAGCAUCUGGAAUCAACAGCCCAUGUUCAACUCACUGUGUAAAUUUGGAGAUUUCACAGUCGGUUAGUUCUCCAGUCUAUUAUUAUUAAUAGAGUCGAGAACUAAAACCUUUAGCAAAGUCAUGAGAGGCCAUGUGAAAUCUAUGUGAACACACAAUCUAAACUGAAAUGAUAUAUUUAAAUGUGCACUCUGUUUCUCUUACUGGCACCACCACACCUCACACCUGGUGUCUGUGAUGCACCGUUGCUCUUUGCAUUGUUUCACUUCUGUAUUUCGGUACCUUUGGGGACCUGGGUGUGACUCAAUGCUUCCGCUUGCUGCUAGCCCUGAUCACUCUGCCCCAUCAUGCUGCAACAGCUGUGCAACAGACCUCCAGCAAUUUCUCCACCUGACUUUAAGCCACCAGACACUGUAAAAGUACAACUCUGCCACCUAGCCUAAAUACAGAGAUGUUACACUUAGAAUUGAGACACCACAGUUGGUUACUUAACCAAUAUUUAAAAGUUGAACAGAUCAUCUAUCCAAACAUCACAUUACACCCUGUCUGGGAAGGUGAAUACGGGGCCUCACCAGUCAGACUCCUCUGCACCCUAAGAGGCUUCUUCCCAGACGGACUGAGUGUGGAGUGGAAGCAGGACAACCAGCCUCUAACUAUUGCCACAAUCACAACAAAGCUGCAGAGUGUGGAGGAAAAGACCUUCAGUCUAAGCAGUGAGAUUGAGCCAAAUAGGACUGUUUGGACAUAUGGCUCAAGUUUUACAUGCAAGGCCAUUUACAAGAAUCAGGAAUUUAUAAAAAAAAUAAGUAUUUGUCAAAUCCAUGGAAGUGCCCCUCCUUCCAUCCAAGUGGAGAUCCCCAGCUUUAAGACAGUAAUGACAGAAUCCACUAAGUCUGUGAACGCAACAUGUUUGGUUCCCACUGUUCUUGAUGCCAAGGUGACCUGGCUGAUGGAUGAGAAACCGGGUACAACAGCGAGCCAGGACAAAAACACAACUCAUAUAGUCAGUAAAGUGACGGUUUCAUUAAGUGAAUGGAAAAAACUCAAGUCUAUAACAUGUAAAGCUGAACAUAAGUGCUUCCCAUCCACUGAGAGGACUGUGAGUGUUGCAGGGCCUGCAGUUACAGCCCCGUUGGUUGAGAUUAGAAGAUCCCUCAAAGAUUUGCUGAAGAUGGACGGCGUAGAGCUGGAGUGUGAUGUCACACAACUCUCAUCACGUGACCUGUACGUCACCUUUCAGGCCGACAAUGUUGACAUCUCUGACAAACAGUAUGUUGAGCUUCCUGAAGGCCCAGGCCUCCAUUCAAUCAGCAGAAGCUUCUCUAUCCCUACACAUUACUGGAAGAAAGACAAAACCUUCAGCUGCAGAGUGAACCAAGGCUUCUCCGGCACCUUCAAGUCAAACUCCACUGGCAAUAUUUUUGUGGACCCAUCAAUGGAACUUCUUCUGGCCCCCAGUGAAGAAUCAGAACAACAGAGGCUCUUAUGCUCUGCAUGGGGCUUCAGUCCUCAAAUUAAAUGGUCUACUGAGUCUCAGCAAAGAUCUUCAUCAACUUAUGACAUCAGCAUGGGUGCAGAUGGACGUGUGGCAGUAACCAGUCAACUUCAUAUCCCUCGCACAGAGUGGAGCACAGGGAAGGUGUUCACUUGUGAAGUAACUGACAAGUCUCUGAAAACAAAUGUGAAAAAGGAGAUCAGCCUCUGCUCAGUUUAUUCAAGUGGCUCUCCUUUCAUCCACGUGGAGAUUCCCAGCUUUAAGACAGCAAUGAUGACAGAAUCCACGGAAUCCGUGAAAUCAACAUGUGUGGUCCGCACUGUUCUUGAUGCCAAGGUGACCUGGCUGAUGGAUGGGAAACCGGGUACAACAGCGAGCCAGGACAAAAACACAACUCAUAUAGUCAGUAAAGUGACGGUUUCAUUAAGUGAAUGGAAACAACUCAAGUCUAUAACAUGUAAAGCUGAACAUAAGUGCUUCCCAUCCACUGAGAGGACUGUGAGUGUUGCAGGGCCUGCAGUUACAGCCCCGUUGGUUGAGAUUAGAAGAUCCCUCAAAGAUUUGCUGAAGAUGGACGGCGUAGAGCUGGAGUGUGAUGUCACACAACUCUCAUCACGUGACCUGUACGUCACCUUUCAGGCCGACAAUGUUGACAUCUCUGACAAACAGUAUGUUGAGCUUCCAGAAGGCCCAGGCCUCCAUUCAAUCAGCAGAAGCUUCUCUAUCCCUACACAUUACUGGAAGAAAGACAAAACCUUCAGCUGCAAAGUGAACCAAGGCUUCUCCGGCACCUUCAAGUCAAACUCCACUGGCAAUAUUUUUGUGGACCCAUCAAUGGAACUUCUUCUGGCCCCCAGUGAAGAAUCAGAACAACAGAGGCUCUUAUGCUCUGCAUGGGGCUUCAGUCCUCAAAUUAAAUGGUCUACUGAGUCUCAGCAAAGAUCUUCAUCAACGUAUGACAUCAGCAUGGGUGCAGAUGGACGUGUGGCAGUAACCAGUCAACUUCAUAUCCCUCGCACAGAGUGGAGCACAGGGAAGGUGUUCACUUGUGAAGCAACUGACAAGUCUCUGAAAACAAAUGUAAAAAAGGAGAUCAGCCUCUGCUCAGUUUAUUCAAGUGGCUCUCCUUUCAUCCACGUGGAGAUUCCCAGCUUUAAGACAGUAAUGAUGACAGAAUCCACGGAAUCCGUGAAAUCAACAUGUGUGGUCCGCACUGUUCUUGAUGCCAAGGUGACCUGGCUGAUGGAUGGGAAACCGGGUACAACAGCGAGCCAGGACAAAAACACAACUCAUAUAGUCAGUAAAGUGACGGUUUCAUUAAGUGAAUGGAAACAACUCAAGUCUAUAACAUGUAAAGCUGAACAUAAGUGCUUACCAUCCACUGAGAGGACUGUGAGUGUUGCAGGGCCUGCAGUUACAGCCCCGUUGGUUGAGAUUAGAAGAUCCCUCAAAGAUUUGCUGAAGAUGGACGGCGCAGUGCUGGAGUGUGAUGUCACACAACUCUCAUCACGUGACCUGUACGUCACCUUUCAGGCCGACAAUGUUGACAUCUCUGACAAACAGUAUGUUGAGCUUCCUGAAGGCCCAGGCCUCCAUUCAAUCAGCAGAAGCUUCUCUAUCCCUACACAUUACUGGAAGAAAGACAAAACCUUCAGCUGCAGAGUGAACCAAGGCUUCUCCGGCACCUUCAAGUCAAACUCCACUGGCAAUAUUUUUGUGGACCCAUCAAUGGAACUUCUUCUGGCCCCCAGUGAAGAAUCAGAACAACAGAGGCUCUUAUGCUCUGCAUGGGGCUUCAGUCCUCAAAUUAAAUGGUCUACUGAGUCUCAGCAAAGAUCUUCAUCAACUUAUGACAUCAGCAUGGGUGCAGAUGAACGUGUGGCAGUAACCAGUCAACUUCAUAUCCCUCGCACAGAGUGGAGCACAGGGAAGGUGUUCACUUGUGAAGUAACUGACAAGUCUCUGAAAACAAAUGUGAAAAAGGACAUCAGCCUCUGCUCAGUAACUCCAGCAUCAUCUCAGAUGCUUGGCAUAUAUGUUCAGGGACCACCACUCCAGGAUCUUCAGAACAAGGGUCCGGUGACUAUUACCUGUCUUCUAGUUGGCCCUUCUCUUAAUGAUUUCUCUGUCACCUGGAAAGUAGAUGGGAAAAGUUAUUCCCUCAAUGUCCAUAAGGAGCCACCAGUGAGUCACAGCAAUGGGACGGAGACUUUGCGGAGUUCCCUCGAUGUGUUAGCGGAGGAUUGGCAUGCAUAUAAACAAGUGUCUUGCGAGGCAAAGCAUCGAUGUUCCAACCAGAGCUACGAGGACCAUAUAAGCAAAAGCAGAGUCACCCACAGCAAACCUUCAGCCAUCUUGCUCCAGGGCUCUGGUGAACUUGUGUGCCUGGUCUCCACGUUCAGCCCUGCGUCCACUAACAUCACUUGGUUACUCGAUGGCAAGGAAUUGUGGGACUACAACACCAGUGAACCCCACAGAGGCCCAAACGGAAAGUUCAGCAUCCAAAGCCACCUUCAUCUGUCCCAAGUCAUCUGGUUACGUGGGGCAGUCCUCACCUGCAUGGUGACACAUGCAAACACCACCCUAUUACUGAAUAAAUCGAAACCAGAUAUUUUGGAGGACUUUAAUUUCUUAGAUGACACCAUGCAUGCUGAAGUAAACCAAGACAACGAUGUGGAAAGCUGGUAUAUGGCUUUCACUUUUCUCGCUUGUUUCCUCAUCUCCAUUAUCUAUGGUGUCUUGGCUACCAUGAUUAAGACUAAGUGAUGAUGAUCAAAGGACAGAUCCCAUUUAAUGAUCCACAUGUGGACUUUUGAGGAUUGUUGAUGCCAGAUGGCCUUUCUAGUUUUAAAGUGUAAUAAAUUAAUUUCUGCUACUUAUUUCUUUUAUUAUGUUAUGAAACUGGUUUGUACUAUAUUCAUUUAUUUGAAUUGUCAUAUUGUUUCAUGUUUGUAGUGCAUGUGUGUAAGAGGAAAAAAGACAAAAAUAAAUAAUAUAAAUAAAUAAAUACAUGAAGCUUUCAA